AGAAAAGAGGAAUCAAAGGUCAUCUCGCUGUCGAUGAAGUGCUCAAAACACAAUAGCAACCUUUUCCAUUUUGAACAACGCGUCGCACCGGUAUACGUUUCUAUUUCGAAAAAACCAAGUCAACAAGCAACGUAAAAUAGUAGAAAAAGUUCGUAGUUAGUCGGUCCCACAAGAAAAUUAUUGGCGCUUCGUAAUACGCUUUUUGAAUCACAAGCAACACAAAACAUGCGAACCUUCAUUCGGGCUGCCGGGGUAGCCUAUGCUACCGUCCGAUUUGCGGCUGCGUCGAUGAAUUGUGACGACGAGUUUGAGCCCUACUGUAUGAAAGAUUUGCCGCAGGGGUACACUAAUCUGGAUCUCGGCAAAUGCUUUCGCAACAUCCCGGCGGAUAAACGCUCGGAAGGUUGCAACAAGUGGUAUAAUUUAUACUAAGCUGUUUUCUGCAGGUUUGAUAAUAGAAAACUUCAGCUGUUGUUCGAACUUUCGCACCAAUGUCUCUUUACUAUGCACAAAGCCGCGGGAGGCGCCAUGGUAAAUCCUAGACAGAACAAACGACAGGGUCACGUUCCACGAACAGUGCAAGGAGGAAUUCGCGGGUGAACGCUGCAUGGGCUCCGCCUGGACCCCGGAUGCGGAGAUCUGUGUGAAAUCCUGGACCCCGCGGAACGAGAUCACGGCACCGUGCGGGGAGAUGUUGCCGCCGGAGGAGAAGAACGAGGAGGCGGAGCUUUCCCCCGCCGCCAAGAAACGCAAGGAAGAGCGCCGCAAAAUCCGCGAGGAGGCGGCCGCCCGGAUGCGCGAUGAGCAAUCCGGCGGUAGUAAGAAGACCAAAAAGAAGAAGGGCAGCAAGAAGAAGAAGAGCAAGAAGACCGACAAGUCCGAGUUGUAAGUUGUGAACGCACGAUCAACUCUGUCUCGGCAAGUUUGCUGUGAAGAACUCGUGGCUCUUCGGAUCUGGUGUGCACCUCUGUGCACCGUUCUGAAGCCGCAACGCUGCGUUGCGAAAGUUAUACGGAGUGGACUUUUUUAGAAACUUCGACACGGCAACCUCAAACAUUUUUUUAAUGAAUUC
Molecule: messenger RNA, 1072 nt
Organism: Amoebophrya sp. A120
Lineage: Eukaryota; Dinophyceae; Syndiniales; Amoebophryaceae
Source: the annotation of a GenBank genome assembly